CCCGGGCCAUCAUUCCACUUCGCUGGCUCGAUCGAAACAGGCAGGCGGUGUCAAUUCCCAGAUGGGCAGAAUAUCCAUCUAUUUCUUGGACCCCACAGCAAUUGAAUGGCCCAAGCUCCAAUCCGCACGCUUCGGGCUAAAGACAGAGCGAGGUGAAUUGGUUGAUUGCACCAAAACCACACCCACCACAGACAAGGUUCAUGGCUGCGUCCCGUCAGUCAGUCAUCAGCGCAACCUCCUCCUCCAACGCGCCCCAACACACGCGGCCAGCAACAACUUGACGGCGUUACGAGCUCACAGUUACUUCCAUCGGAAAUGGCUUCAGACAAACAAGCUCCUGCUGGAGCAACAGCAGCAAAUCAACCUCAAGGAUCCGCAUUCUCCCUCCCGCUCCUCUACCGCCUCUUCUUCCUCCUCAUCGAACCUCUCUCCGCCCUGCUUGGCGCAUAUUACGCCUACUUCGACAAAAAGGCCUACCUCGAGCUCACGCAUGCCGCCUCGGCUCCUGAGACGAUUCCGCUGGGGACGUCCAUCGUGCUCUCCCAACUCGCCAACUUGUAUCUCUUCUUCGCCAUAAAUGAAGCCCUCGUGCUGCGGUCAACCUCGGACAUUCGCGUCUGGAAGACUGUGCUCUUCUGUCUGUUGAUUGGCGACAUCGGACAUCUCUACACGGUUCGCGAGUUGGGACUGAACAUCUACUGGAGUCCGUCAACGUGGAAUGCCAUCGAUUGGGGCAACAUCCCGUUCGUCUACCUUGGCGCAUCGAUGAGGAUUGCCUUUUUGGCUGAUGUGGGCUUGUAUAAAUCAGGGAAGAGGUUGCAGAAGAACAGGACGGCUUGAUUCGGGAGGUGA
This is a messenger RNA of Neurospora hispaniola, 852 nucleotides long. RefSeq lists its product as uncharacterized. The transcript has a single exon. Lineage: Eukaryota; Fungi; Ascomycota; Sordariomycetes; Sordariales; Sordariaceae. The record is from RefSeq and is a predicted model, not a curated record. The coding region runs from base 316 to 840 and encodes 174 amino acids.